Messenger RNA from Rangifer tarandus platyrhynchus (Svalbard reindeer), 561 nucleotides. Lineage: Eukaryota; Metazoa; Chordata; Mammalia; Artiodactyla; Cervidae. The record is from the annotation of a GenBank genome assembly.
AUGACCUCGAUCUUGCGGAGCCCGCAGGCUCUCCAGCUCACUCUGGCCCUCAUCAAGCCUGAUGCAGUUGCUCACCCCUUGAUUCUGGAGGCUGUUCAUCAGCAGAUUCUGAGCAACAAGUUCCUUAUUGUGCGAAUGAGAGAACUCCUGUGGAGAAAGGAAGACUGCCGGAAGUUUUACCGAGAGCAUGAAGGACGUUUUUUCUAUCAGCGGCUGGUGGAGUUCAUGGCCAGUGGGCCGAUCCGAGCCUACAUCCUCGCCCACAAGGACGCCAUCCAGCUCUGGAGGACCGUGAUGGGACCCACCAGAGUGUUUCGAGCACGCCACAUGGCCCCAGAUUCAAUUCGUGGGAGUUUCGGCCUCACCGACACCCGUAACACAACCCACGGCUCAGACUCAGUGGUUUCAGCCAGUAGAGAGAUUGCAGCCUUCUUCCCCGAUUUCAGUGAACAGCGCUGGUACGAGGAGGAGGAGCCCCACUUGCGCUGUGGCCCUGUGCACUACAGUCCCGAGGGUGGCAUCCACUUUGCUGCUCCAGCAGGGGGCCCGGGGCCAGCCUGA